AUGAUUGCGAAGUUAGGACAGUGUUCAUCUAAGGCCUUCCAUGAGCGCUGCCAAGAUGUCUACCAUCAUGAAACCUCCUGUCUCUGUGAUAUCCAACUUCCUCCACACAAUGGUCGGGUACAUUGGCUUAGCGAUUGGGAAGUAGAUUUCUCCCCUCCAGCUGGGUGUGCUCCUCACUACACGCUCACGUUGCCACGGAAAUCACUGAGCGGUUCGAGAUCUGAAAAUUUCGAAGCCGAGUUUCGCAGCCCCUCUAUAUCUCCUCAUAGGUCACCUGACAUUGUCACAACUGAGGUCAUUUCAUCUUCUCUCAGUUCUCUAGAGUUUGUUGUUACAACAACAACAACAGUGAGUUCACCGACAGUGACGGUAGCCUCUCACUCACCUUCUCUAUCCCCAUCGAAUACCGAUUUUAAAGACGGAGGAAGGUACAAAGGAUGCGAUGAGGGAUUCGUCUUUGCCACAACACCUAGCUGUGAUGCAAAGGGGUGGAUUUAUACGACUAGAUCAUCUUUAUGCGAUCAUCAAGUCCACUGCCCUCAGAAAUCAUAUGGUGGUGUGAGACACAGAAGAUGGGUUCGAAGCUAUAGUGUGUGCACCGAGGCCCCAUGGCAAGAAGUGGGGCCUCUCAAAAUCAAGUCCCUUUCAUUGACUCGGGCAUCUGGUAGGAUCGACGGUUGCAUUGGAGCAUGGGCAGUCACAGAUACAGGAGAGCUUGUCUUUCGAAAGGACGUGACACCAUCUAAUCCUGCUGGAUCUGCUUGGAUUCACCGCCCAGCUCCUCGUCGACUGCAUUCCGUAGCUGUAGCAUCAAAUAGCAGUGUUUUGAAGUUAUGGGCUAUUUGUGCGGACUUUGGACUUCUGUGGCAGCAGGAAUCAGCACUCAGCGAUCAAUGCAGACCUUCCGAUCAGCUAAAAUGGCACUGUCUCGGCUUUUCCCCAACCGGUUGUGCUUGGGAUCGACUUGCACCGGUUUCCGAGAGUAUUCUUUGGGCACUGGAUGUUGAUGGAAAGCUAUGGGUGUAUUUAGAAGGUCAGCAGGCCUCGGAAGACGAUGAGAAGUCAGGUGAAGGGGAAGGGCCAGUUGUAAAUUGGAUCAGAGUUGCUGCACCGCGUGUCUCUGAUAUCUCUUCCAGUCCUGAUGGCAAAGUAUGGGCAGUGUUCACCUCUAGGAAUGCUGUCGCCGUUCGAACUGGAAUGAGUCAGAACACACCUAGUGGGACUGGGUGGCUUAUCAUCCUCGAGGGAACUGUAUCCAGUGUUUGUAUAAAAGGAGGGUCAGCUCUGCCCUAA
This is a messenger RNA of Rodentolepis nana, 1293 nucleotides long. The record is from the annotation of a GenBank genome assembly. Lineage: Eukaryota; Metazoa; Platyhelminthes; Cestoda; Cyclophyllidea; Hymenolepididae.